AUGACCUCCAAGCUCGCCCAGAACCUCAAACAGCCGGCGCUGGACUUUUUGUCCUUCGUCAAUGCCUCCCCAACCCCAUUCCAUGCUGUCCAGUCUGCAAAGGAACUGCUUGUAAAGGCAGGAUUUCAGGAAAUCAAGGAGAAAGACUCCUGGGCUUCCACCUGCCGUCCUGGCGGAAAGUACUACCUGACUCGCAACAGCUCGACCAUUGUCGCUUUUGCUGUCGGUAAGAAAUGGAAGCCUGGCAACCCUAUUUCCAUGGUCGGAGCGCAUACCGACUCGCCUGUUCUGAGGGUCAAACCCGUCAGCAACAAGCGCGGCGAGGGUUACAUGCAAGUUGGUGUGGAAACGUAUGGAGGAGGCAUCUGGCACACUUGGUUUGACCGUGACCUCGGGGCGGCCGGUCGGGCUAUGGUGCGGAUGGCCGACGGUUCCAUCGUGCAGAAGCUGAUCAAGAUCGAUCGUCCAAUUCUGCGCAUCCCCACCCUGGCCAUCCACCUUGAUCGCCAGGAGACCUUCUCGUUCAACAAAGAAACCCAGCUCUUCCCGAUUGCUGGCCUUGUCGCUGCGGAGCUUAAUCGCACUGGUGGCGACUCCAAUGGUGCUGAAAAAGACACCCAAAAGGCAGCGGAAUCGAGCACAGAAUUCUCGCCUUUGAAGUCGAUUACCGAGCGCCAUCACCCUUACUUCGUGGAGCUUAUCGCUGCCGAGGCUGGUGUGAAGCCGAUCGAUAUCCUGGACUUCGAGAUGAUCCUGUUCGACACCCAAAAGUCCUGCCUCGGUGGCCUUCAGGAAGAGUUCAUCUUCUCUCCCCGUCUGGACAACCUCAACAGCUCCUUCUGUGCUACCGUUGGCUUGAUCGACUCAGUUGCAGAUGCCUCUGCCCUGGAUGAUGAACCAUCGAUUCGCCUGAUUGCCUUGUUCGAUCACGAGGAGAUCGGCAGCAGAACUGCCCAGGGCGCCGACUCUAACAUGCUCCCGGCCGUAAUCCGCCGUCUGUCGGUCCUCCCCUCCGCUGCCGCUGGCAAUGAGGAUGUUUCUACCGCCUUCGAGGAGACCCUUUCUACCUCCUUCCUUCUUUCGGCCGACAUGGCCCACGCCAUUCAUCCGAACUACUCGGGCAAGUAUGAGUCCGACCACCGGCCGGAGAUCAACAAGGGGCCUGUUAUCAAGAUCAACGCCAACGCGCGCUACGCCACCAACUCCCCGGGUAUCGUACUCCUCCAGGAAGUGGCUCGCAAGGCUGCAGAGGGUGGUAGGGAAGGAGUCCCACUCCAGUUGUUCGUUGUGCGCAACGAUUCCAGCUGUGGAAGCACGAUUGGACCUAUGCUGUCUGCAGCUCUGGGAGCUCGCACAUUGGAUCUGGGUAACCCCCAACUCAGCAUGCACAGUAUUCGAGAGACGGGCGGUACAUACGACGUGGGACAUUCUAUCCGGCUUUUCACCAGCUUCUUCCAGCAUUACUCUAGCCUGUCCAAGACCAUUCUUGUUGAUUAA
This is a messenger RNA of Aspergillus terreus NIH2624, 1497 nucleotides long. Its product is annotated as M18 family aminopeptidase. Gene Ontology annotation, molecular function: zinc ion binding; metalloaminopeptidase activity. Gene Ontology annotation, biological process: proteolysis. Gene Ontology annotation, cellular component: fungal-type vacuole. NCBI's taxonomy places the organism in Eukaryota, Fungi, Ascomycota, Eurotiomycetes, Eurotiales, Aspergillaceae. The coding region runs from base 1 to 1497 and encodes 498 amino acids. The record is from RefSeq and is a predicted model, not a curated record. The transcript is spliced from 6 exons.